UUGUUUCAACCCCUAAACCACCUCAUGCUGUGAAUAUCUGAAAGAUACAAAUCUAUUCGUACAUAACCGGUCCGGAACCACUGCUUCAGAACUUUUCGGUUCCCUAUCAAACUCUCCCCGGAAUGCGCAACGUGCGUGAAGGGGUCCAGGCCAGGGGACAGUGCUGCUUGUGCAACGCAGGUUCAGUUGGUGUUUCUUGUAAUCCAAGUGGUUGUCCUUAAACUUGUGCACGAAGGUCGAUAGUAAUUUCAUACGCGAAGUAACGAGCGGACGCAGUGAGGGUUCCACCGUCAAAGCGGGAAAUUUUCCGUUCUGAAUGGUAGCAAUUUAAUGAGGAUACAACAUAAAAGUCCAAUUGAAUCACUAACCAGUCAUAGUAGUGGAUACUAGUGAACCCGCGACGGUGAAAUUGGAAAUAGUCGGGAACGUGGUAUAUCUAGUCUAGCUCGGCGGUGAGGACCGCCUGAUUCGCAGCGUUCGAGGUUCCUAAGUCCAUCAGAAAACGCGAUUCCGCGUGCUAUUAUUUACAAAAUGUGCACUCGCUCCGAUUCGGUCAAAUAGAGCGCGACGUUGGUGAAAGUACUUCACAGUGGGAAACCGGUGGACGACCUUGUUCUGUGCCAAGAACUUUCCCUGAAUCGUACCAGAUAGCUUUACUUAAUAAUCCCCAAGUGGAGAAAGUAAGAGCACCAGCAUAGAAAAGCCGCAUCGGGAGUGCCUUGCAUAGGCUAGGGGUGGAGUGUGCGGACGAAUAAAGGACAUACUGAAUAGUGCCCCCAUAAAAAGCUGUUUAAGACCAAGAAUUUUUUGACUACUGUGAGUGCGAGUGAAACACGAACAUGGGCUACGACGACAUUAUUGAACACUUGGGCGGCUUCGGUCCUUAUCAGAAGCGAAUCUUUUUUCUCGUCUGCCUUCCUGCCAUUCCUUGUGCCUUUCACAGGCUAGCCGGAGUGUUCCUACUCGCGAAACCGGCUUACCGGUGCUUACUUCCGUUUGAAAAUGCGAACAUUACUACAUACAACGACCUACCCAUUAGCGCUUGGAAUGUGUCAUAUCCUGUCGAUCCCGGGACGUCGAAAUGGUCCACGUGCCAGUACUUAGACGCAAACUACACCGAAGACUACCUCCACGGCGGGGUACCAGCGAAUCAUUCGAUUCGAUGCAACAAGUGGGUGUACGACAAAUCCCGAUACGAAAGCACAACCGUCACAGAAUGGGAUAUGGUGUGCAAUUGGUCCUGGUUAAAAGCUACUUCGGACGCAUUAUUUAUGGUUGGAGUACUAUUAGGAAGCAUCAUUUUUGGACAACUAUCAGAUAAAUUUGGACGGAAACCAAUCUUUUUUGCAUCUCUGGUAAUCCAACUUGUUUUUGGUAUCACAGCUGCAAUCUCCCCAGAAUAUAUCACAUACACUCUAUCCAGGAUAAUCGUGGGGGCAACAACAUCAGGAGUCUUUCUCAUUGCGUAUGUAAUAGGUAUGGAAAUGGUUGUGCCAAGCUAUCGCCUCAUCACUGGAGUUGUAAGCCUCCUGUUCUUCUCAGUUGGCUAUGUCUUAACAACAGCGUUCGCGUACUACUUCACAAACUGGCGGCACCUGCAAAUAGCUCUAACGCUCCCAGGAGUCCUUUUCAUGACAUAUCACUGGUUCAUACCAGAAUCAGGACGUUGGCUGUUAUCGAAAGGGAGAAAAGAAGAGGUGAUUAUCAAUAUUCAAAAAGCCGCCAAAGAAAACAAGGUAACCAUACCUAGUGAAGUUCUCCAAACCCUCCUAAUCGAAACCGAAGUAAAAAAAGAUGAUGUCAAAACGGAAAAACGUGAAGCUACAGUUUUCGACCUCUUCCGAUAUCCUAAUUUACGUAAGAAGAGCCUCAUCAUCUUCUUUGGGUGGUUCACGAAUAGUGCGACAUACUACGGGCUCUCCUGGAAUACAAGCAACCUCGGCGGGAAUGACUUAGUAAAUUUCGCUAUUUUUGGUGCAGUGGAAAUCCCAGCUUGUUUGUUCCUUCUCGUAACGCUAAACCGAUGGGGACGAAGGACAAUUCUGUGUGGCUGCAUGUUAGUGGCUGGCACAAUGCUGCUGUUAACAAUCGCAGUUCCUAGUGACCAAAACUGGCUUAUCGUAGUCCUGGCAAUGUUUGGGAAACUUGCAAUCACGUCGAGUUAUGGAACCAUUUACAUGUUCACUACAGAACAGUUUCCCACUGUGAUUCGUAAUGUAGGCUUGGGGGCUUCGUCGAUGGUCGCUCGAAUAGGAGGCAUUCUGGCGCCAUAUAUAAUUUUAUUAGGAGAUAUCUGGACGCCACUCCCUCUAAAUAUAUUUGGAGCGAUGGCAUUCACAGGUGGAUUAUUGUCACUUUUGCUACCUGAAACACAGAAUAAACCAAUGCUGGAGACUAUCGAGGACGGAGAGAAUUUCGGUAAGAAAAAAGAUCCAGAGGCAGUAGAGAAGGAAAAUUAAUAGAUUUAGAUGGGAAUAACUGGUAAUAUAGUAUCUCAAUCAGAUCGCGAUCUUUUUAUUUUUAAGGGAGUUACAUCAGACCAGACUGAUUAGCCUAUAUCGACUCAUGUGAUUUUUCAGAUUACGUACGUACUGGCAUACAGACAUAGCACUGAAAACCGUUUCGAUCAGUUAAGACAAUGACGGCUAUUAUGAACAUAUCAAACUAAAUUACGACAACUAUUCGCUACCAGGAUGCCAGACACGUCUGCAUAAUUCCACCUCAACAGAUCGUAUCUACCUCAUUAUUACGUCUCAAGGUCAGCUUUCUGAUAACGCACCAACAUAUUUGCCAAUCAAUCAGUUCGUCUUCCGCGUGGAAGCUGUGACUAAAUCAACCCUGCAGGGGUAUUUCGGGCUACAGCAGACUGGUACAGCGAUUACUAUCAGGCUCUUGGAAAAGUCGGAUGAACCUCUUUUACCAGAAUUUUCCUGGUCCAUUAAGUCACUGGAUUAUCCUGUUACUGACUCAGCCUCACGCCCAAAAUCCAAGCUGGAAAAUUCCUUAAGGGAAGGGAAGAAAUGAUUAUAAUGGAUGAUGGUGAUGGGACAACAUACAAAAGCAACUCUCUACUAUUCGACCGGCACGGUUUGCGGGCUGA
This is a messenger RNA of Hermetia illucens (black soldier fly), 3100 nucleotides long. Its product is annotated as organic cation transporter protein-like. Lineage: Eukaryota; Metazoa; Arthropoda; Insecta; Diptera; Stratiomyidae. The record is from RefSeq and is a predicted model, not a curated record. The transcript is spliced from 2 exons. Gene Ontology annotation, biological process: transmembrane transport. The coding region runs from base 840 to 2459 and encodes 539 amino acids. Gene Ontology annotation, molecular function: transmembrane transporter activity. Gene Ontology annotation, cellular component: membrane.